AGAAUAAAGACUAAACAAAUGACAAUAGUCGAUCUGCAAUUAAAAUUUUAGGUUAUUUUGUUGUGAUUUAAAAUAUUUGAUACAUACAACAAUGCCCUUGCCUCCAGCCAGCGGCACCGGACGCUAUUUUGCUAGAGCUGCAAAAUCCAUUCGACUUAUACGGCAAGGAUGCACUAAUAGACCGUUUUUUCACAUAUCGGUAACUCACAGGAGAAGACUAAACAGUCAACCAGUUAUAGAGCAGCUGGGCUCCUAUGACCCAAUGCCAAACAUCAACAAUGAGAAACUGGUGGCAUUGAACCUGGAGAGAAUAAAGUACUGGCUUGGGCAAGGAGCUCAUGUAACUAACCCUGUUGGGGAGCUCUUAGGUUUAGCCGGUUUCUUCCCAAUCCACCCUCGCUCGUACAUGACAGCCUGGAGGAAUAGAAAAACAUCAAGGGAAAACCAGGCCAAAGCCGAACAACAACCAAUGGAGAGUAAAGCAUAAGUUUAGUUCAUAAUUUAUUGUUAGAUUUUUAGGAAAUAAAUAUUAAAUAUUUGUAGGUAUAAUAUAAAA
Messenger RNA from Pararge aegeria (speckled wood butterfly), 556 nucleotides. It is a transcript of the gene mRpS16, whose product is annotated as probable 28S ribosomal protein S16, mitochondrial. Gene Ontology annotation, cellular component: ribosome; mitochondrial small ribosomal subunit. Gene Ontology annotation, molecular function: structural constituent of ribosome. Bases 92 to 487 code for a protein of 131 amino acids. Gene Ontology annotation, biological process: mitochondrial translation. The record is from RefSeq and is a predicted model, not a curated record. The transcript is spliced from 3 exons. NCBI's taxonomy places the organism in Eukaryota, Metazoa, Arthropoda, Insecta, Lepidoptera, Nymphalidae.